UCACGAGCCACGAAGAUCACCCUUCAUUCUCGUUAGUCGUUUUAGGCCACCUUCCAAGAAUAGCUUCCAUCAAAACUAAUCGUCUCGGUAAUUUCCAACUUUAGUAUAUAUUUCCCUCCAUAAUUCUAGGUUUGUCUUUCUUUGGCUCCCUCUCUCUUUCUCAUGCUUCCUCGAAUCUCACCGGGCAUUCUCCAUCUCAACCAAGAAAGGGUUGACAAUUCUCAACCGAGUUAUUGACAAACUCAAGAGAGAAAUUCCUCAAUCUUUUUUGGUUACUGGGAUUUGUGGUUUUCGAUGGGGACGUAUCGGUCGGACGACGACUACGACUAUUUGUUCAAGGUAGUGCUGAUCGGGGACUCCGGCGUCGGCAAAUCGAACCUGCUGUCAAGGUUUUCGAGGAACGAGUUCAGCAUGGAAUCCAAAUCCACGAUCGGGGUCGAGUUCGGGACUCGUUGCAUUCGGGUCGAUGAUAAGGUUGUCAAGGCGCAGAUUUGGGACACUGCAGGCCAAGAAAGAUACCGUGCGAUCACAAGUGCGUAUUAUCGAGGCGCUGUGGGCGCUUUACUAGUCUAUGAUAUCACUCGGCACGUCACGUUCGAGAAUGUGGAGAGGUGGCUAAAGGAACUCCGAGACCACACUGAGGCCAACAUUGUGAUCAUGCUCGUUGGGAACAAGGCGGACCUGCGCCAUCUCCGUGCGGUCUCCCUCGAUGAUGCCAAAGCAUUUGCCGAGCAAGAGCACACCUUCUUCAUGGAGACAUCUGCGUUGGAGGCGCUCAAUGUCGAGAACGCCUUCACAGAAGUGUUGACUCAGAUCUACCGUGUGGUCAGCAGGAAGGCUCUCGACGUCGGCGACGACCCUGCAGCCCUGCCAAAGGGACAGACGAUCAACGUCGGGAACAGGGACGAUGUCUCGGCUGUCAAGAAGGCCGGUUGUUGCUCGUCAUGAGAAAUCAUGGGUCGGGUGCGAAAGUGCUUUGCUCUUCAUAGCAUUGUGUUUCCGCGCUUUGCUCUUCAUAGCAUUGUGUUUCCAAUAGAGGGAGCGACACUGAAAAUGGAUUUCAUCAGUCAUCAUGUACACAAAAAAAUUAGACACUCUUAUAGCAUAUUAAUGUUAGCUGAAUUGAUUGCAUUUAAAAACAAAUGAAAUUGGCAGAUACUUCAACCAAAAAAAAAAUAAAAAUGGCAGAUACUCUUUCCUCAUCGUUUGCUUCCUGUUUUUUUCCCUUUUGAACUUGUUCUGUUGGGUUUCUACACAUGUUUCUCAAAAGCAUUACCUAUUUUUCAUAAUCUAAGUAUGGUUCAUCAUCUGCAGUUACUAAAAGUAUCAUCAUGAUCAGUGAUUAUUCUAAGUGCAUUUAUAGGACACUUUGUUAUGUGUACAGCCUGAAUUAGCACUAGUUCUAUUAACUGAUAUAACAAAUUCUGAAGAUUGUCAGAAAUUAGUUUGUGAAGCCUGGAAUUCUGGCUAUUGCAGUGGAAAAACUUUGUUUGGAAUAAUAGAACAUGUCUAAGAGAUAUUAGCUAGUUGGAGUAUAACAAAAUUGUCUAAUACAAGACGUUCAGUGGAGGCCCUCAGUUCUGAGUUACAGCAAAUAAUAAAUAGCAAUGGAGUUAUGCAUGAUAGGAACUGGAAAGCUUAACUUAAUCUCGGAAGGAGAAAUGUGGCGCCAACAGGAAAUGUAUUGAGGCAUGAGGGCUUGAAUUGAUCCGUUGUGUUGGGAAAAGCUCUUCCACGCAAAUACCAUUCAAAGAAGACAGCAAAACAGGAUCUCGAUUCUCAGGACUCCUUAUGACAGUUGGUGCAGAGGACCCCAACAGAGAGAACAGAUGGCACUGCAGUAUUUCAGGAAGUUGUGCACUUCUAUAGGACGUUGCAUUUUCCUUCCAGUAAUUGAUCAUUGUCCUAUUUUGGUGACUCAGGACAUGAAAAGUUCCCUAACUCAAGCUGUCAACUUGGAAGAAGUGAAUAGGCUGUUUUUGAACUGAGAUCCCUUAAAGCACCUGGGCCUGAUGGAACGAAAGGUUUGUUUCAUAGAGAGAACUAGGAUGUGGUACUGAAAGAUGUUUUCAAGGAAGUACUGUAGUUCUUGAAUCAGGGACCCUCAAUCCUUUGUUAAACAGAACACAAAUUACUCUUGAUUCCUGAAGUCUCCAACCCUGAAAGGCUUGAUCCAUAUCGUCCUAUAGGCUUAUGCAGUUUUGCACACAAAGUUUUUGCAAAAGCGUUGGCCAAAAGCUCGAGCCCUGGCUUCCUGAAUUGAUUAGGCCCAAGCAAAGUGCUUUUGUGCAAGGGAGACAUGUACAAGAUAACAUCUUGUUAGAGCUAGAAAUACUUCAUCAAUCACGAGAAGAAAAAGGAGGAGAAUGUUCGGGGCUAUCUUGAAACUUGACAUUAAGAAAGCCUAUGACAGGAUAGAGUGGGAUUUCCUUGAAGCGUGUUUAAAGAAAAUAAGUUUUGUGGAAAUUUGGGUGAAUUGGAUAACAUAACGUGUGAAGACUAUUACUUUCGAUGUUAAGCUAAACGGGGGGCCCUUGC
Syzygium oleosum is the source of this 2538-nucleotide messenger RNA. Its product is annotated as ras-related protein RABA1f-like. Lineage: Eukaryota; Viridiplantae; Streptophyta; Magnoliopsida; Myrtales; Myrtaceae. The transcript is spliced from 2 exons. Gene Ontology annotation, molecular function: GTP binding; GTPase activity. Gene Ontology annotation, cellular component: endosome. The coding region runs from base 295 to 948 and encodes 217 amino acids. The record is from RefSeq and is a predicted model, not a curated record.